AGACGAAGAAGAAGAAGACUCCUCCCCCUCGCCAGACUGAAGACGCAAAAAGCUUUCGGGAGAAAAAAAAGAACAGCUUCGGUGCUUCAUUCCUGCCUUAAUAUUUGCCUGCUUUUCAGAGAGAUAGAAGAAGCCAGCAGACAUGUACUGAUACAGGCUGUCAGAGACAUGCUCAGUUGGGACACAGCUUUCCAUAAAGACUCCAACCGCAUGUCAGGAGUAAAGGUGUGUAAAGUAGUGUAUAGACAACAUCACGUUAUACAGACGUCUGUGAGGAACAUCUUCUCCCUGAGCAGCAGUAGUAGACCUAGAGUAUGGAACAGGAUGAGCCCCAGCUCCCCAAUAUUAAAGAGGAAGAGGUCCUGGCUCCACAAAUAAAAGAGAAAGAGGAGCAUCUCCACAUUAAAGGGGAAAAGGAGGAGCCAAAGCAACCCCACAUCAAAGAAGAAGAGCUACAUACCUCUUACAUUGAGGAAAAGGAGUCACACCCCUACCUCGCCUUACAGAGAAAGAGGAACCAUACCUCCGCUCACAUUAAAGAGGAAAAGAAGGAACACAGCAUCAGUCAACAAUGGUUGCAGGACCAACAUGUGAUUGUGAAGACUGAUGAUGAUGAGGUCAAAGGUGAACGUGAGGAGAAGACAGAGGUGGAGCCUCUAAGCAGCAGCUCAACUCUACACAUAACAGAAGCUGAUGACACUGAUGAUGAAGACUCCAAAAAUGAUAAGACAUGUCACACUGACAACACACACUUCACGUGUUCUUACUGUGACAAAGCUUUUGUUAACCAUGGCGGACUAAAAAGACACAUGACAAUACACACUGUAGGAAAACGUUUUGGCUGCUCAAAAUGCGGUAAAAGAUUUUCUCAAAAACAACAUAUGAAAGCACACAUGAUAAUACACACUGGAGAAAAACCCUUUUCCUGCCCAGAAUGUGGCAAAGGUUUUGCACGAAAGUGGUGUUUGAUAGGACACAUGGGAACACACACUGGAAAAAAACCUUUUUCCUGUUUAGAUUGUGGCAGGGCUUUUGUGCAAAAAAAUGGGCUGAAAGAACACUUAAAAAUACACACUGGAGAAAAGCCUUUUUUUUGUUCAAUCUGUGGUAAGUAUUUCAUACAAAAAUACUAUUUCAAAGUACACAUGAGAAUACACACUGGAGAAAAACCCUUUUCUUGUUCAAUCUGCGGUAAAGGGUUUAUUCUAAGACACAACUUGAAACCGCACAUGAGAAUACACACUGGAGAGAAACCUUUCUCCUGCUCACAUUGCGAUAAAGUUUUUCCACGACAAGAUUCGCUGAAAGUACACAUGAGAAGACACACGGGAGAGAAAUUGUUGUGUUGCAGUGCGUGUGGUGAAAGAUUCUCCUAUAAGUACCAGUGCAAGAAACACAAGUGUGCCGGGGAGAACAGCAGCAGCAAAUGAAGAUGCAGGAUUUGAAAUAAACGGUUGAGUUUGACAUUCACUUUCUAACGACAUCAGCACAUGUGACAUGUGACAUCAUAGUUGUGUGAGUAACACAAUCUUGUUAACAUGCUUCUAACAUUUAUGGCUUAUAUAUUUGAUUUUUUUCUACAAGCUAAGUACAUGCAUUAUUAGACAACAUAAUUUACAUUUAUUUAACAAUGAAGAGAACAAUUUGAAUGUAAAGGUGAGCGUAAACAGUACAAUACAUGUUUCAAUAUACCAUUUGUGUUUUCAGUUUAAAUGUAUUCAUUAUAGUUUUAUUUAAAUAUGGUUUUGAAAUAAUUAAGCUUGACAUAUUUUCUUUAAUAAUUGUAAAUGAACCCAUGAAUGUUUUCCUUUUAUAUGACAAAUGUUUGUUUUACAUGUGUUCAUACCUUUUGAUUUUGAGUACACAUAAAUCCCUCUUAGUUCGUAUUUAUUGGUUCACGUCUGAAACACCUUAGGGACCACUUCUGGAAGCAUAUUAUUAUUUACUUUAUACAUCAUUUGAGCAGUUGUGAUUUAUACAAGAUGAUUUCCUCCUAAAAUGUGUGAUUCUAUGAAUGUUUUGUUGGGUCUCAAUAAUCCAUCCUAUUAAUUGGCUUUAUUACUCUGCUUUGUUGUGUGAAUAUUGUUUUGUGGUAGUUAUGCAAUAGAGAAAAUGGCAGAAUUAUUUGUGGAAGGUUAUGAACCAUGGUUUUUGUUUUGAAGAAUCUACAUUUGUGAAUUAAAAAAAAAAAAAUCUACCCAUGACAAGAUGUAGUCAACUAAAAUGGUUUUCACUUGAAGCUCAGCCAGAGAAUGCCGAGAGUGUGCAAAGCAGUAAUCAAAACAAAAGGGUGGCUAUUUUGAAGAAACUCGAAUAUGUAUUCCACAUGUGUUCAUUCGUUGUUUUGAUGCCUUCAGUGACAAUCGACAAUAAAGAAAAGGCAUUGAAUGAGAA
Molecule: messenger RNA, 2394 nt
Organism: Nerophis ophidion (straightnose pipefish)
Lineage: Eukaryota; Metazoa; Chordata; Actinopteri; Syngnathiformes; Syngnathidae
Product: gastrula zinc finger protein XlCGF8.2DB-like
Exons: 3
Coding region: 315-1430 (371 amino acids)
Biological process (GO): regulation of transcription by RNA polymerase II
Molecular function (GO): RNA polymerase II cis-regulatory region sequence-specific DNA binding; DNA-binding transcription factor activity
Source: RefSeq, a predicted model, not a curated record